Heterobilharzia americana is the source of this 562-nucleotide messenger RNA. The record is from the annotation of a GenBank genome assembly. NCBI's taxonomy places the organism in Eukaryota, Metazoa, Platyhelminthes, Trematoda, Strigeidida, Schistosomatidae.
AUGGUUGGUGUUACACUUACUGACCAAUGUUUUGCUUUAUUUGAUUUCAUAAGUUAUUGGAUAGUAUCAGAGAAACAAUACUGGAAUACACUGAUAUUUGAAGAAAAUAUAUAUCGGAUUCCAAUAGCUAGAUUACACAAUGCCAUGCAAAUGUCCAAAUAUCUUCUGGAGUAUCCUAUGGUUGUUUAUAUUACUACUCAUUGCCUGGCCAGUAUCAUUUUUCUUAACAUGGAUCUAUUUAGUGCUGAUUGUGUUCAGUGUCUGCUGUCAGUGUUUACAACCGUUAACCGAUAUAAUGGGCAAGGUGAUGAUGUUUCCAGUGACUUGUGCCAAAGGUGUUGUUGAAGGUAAUUCAGUGUGGUAAACAGUAAAAAACAAAAAUUGUGCAUGUCUAUUUUAAAUACACUGACAGAUUAUGUUUCAAAUAGGGAUGUCUGGCAUUUUUAUGCAUCCACCAUUCUAUUUUUUAUGCACUACUGUAUUGCACAUAUGUACUGUUUCAUUUCAUGUCAAGUUCUAUGCUUAACUUGUAUUACUGUCGUAAUUACUGCUUAAACAUGAU